This is a messenger RNA of Rotaria sp. Silwood1, 1536 nucleotides long. The record is from the annotation of a GenBank genome assembly. Lineage: Eukaryota; Metazoa; Rotifera; Eurotatoria; Philodinida; Philodinidae.
AUGGCAGCAGCAGUAGCUUCAUCGGUCGGCGCUGCCAUAUCAUCUAUAAUAACAUUGAUGAGAAAGCAAAGUUUCUGUAACAAUUUUGUUCCAUUAAUGGAUUAUAAUCAAGAAGAUUCAACGGGUGUCUUAAGUUUUAUUUCAACAUGUAUGAAUACACCAAAAAAAUUUGAAUAUCAUCCAUUUCUUCAAUAUACAAUAUUCAUCAUUGAUAUAAUUUGUGCAAUUAUAUUAACAAUUGAAGCGGUUGCAAAAAUGAAAAUUCGAGGAAUAUUAAUUGAUAAUUCAUUUUAUUUACAUGAUCUAUCGAAUCAUUUUGACGCUAUUAUGGUUUUAAACAUCUAUUUUUCUAUUAUCUUACAAAUGUUCGAAAUAAUUGGUAUUAUAAACAAAUAUUCAUAUCUUACAAUAAUUCGUUCACCACCUCCAUUUAUUCUGAUACAAGUUCUCAAAACAUUUCUCAAAUUUAAAUUAUCUAAAAGUCAAAUUAAAUCUAUUCUUCAACAUUCUAAUUCAAAAAUUUAUAAUGUAACAGUGUUUUUUCUAUUCUUUAUGAGUUUAUAUACCAUAUUGGGUGUACAAUUUUUUGGAUCACUUACAUUCCAUUGUGUGAGAAAUGGUACUGAUUUAAAUAACGUGACACAGCCAGAUCUAAUGAUACCUGAUACAUAUUGUUCGUCAACAAAAGAUGGUUUUCAUUGUCCAGAAAAUUUUACUUGUAAAAAAAUUGAAAUUCAACGAAAUUUCCGUGGUUAUAAUGGUUUUGAUGAAUUAACAACUAGUUUUUUUUCAUUUUAUGAAUCAGCUAAUCAAGAAGGAUGGGUAUUUCUUAUGUAUCGAGCUAGUGAUAGUCUUCCAUCAUGGCCUGCAUUUUUUUAUUUUAUUACAUUAAUUUUUUUUCUUGUAUGGCUAGUCAAAAAUGUAUUUAUUGUCGUUAUUAUUGAAACAUUCGCUGAAAUUAGUGUUCAAUUCCAACAAAUAAAUUAUAUUCGAAGAUCAACAUUGAAAUUUGAAUUUAUGCUUGCUGUAGGAACAACUCUUCAUUGUUUUCCAUCAUUCUAUCGAAGUGGUUUUACAUAUUUUCAAGUUCUACGUGUCGCUCGUCUACUUGAAUCAAGUCCUUUACUUGAAGAUUUUCUUCAUAAAAUUUUUGGUCCGGGUAGAAAACUUAGUAGUUUAAUUUUAUUUACAAUGUGUUUAUUAUUGAUAACAUCAUCGAUUAGUAUGCAAUUAUUUUGUUUUAUUAAAGGUCUUGAACAAUUUGAAACAUUUCCUCGUGCAUUUCUGUCUAUGUUUCGUAUUGCUAUGAAUGAUGGUUGGACAGGAGUGAUGUAUUCAGCAAUGGACGAAGUUUACGAAUUUGGAGCAUUCUUUUUAUGUCUCACAGCACUUUUCUUUAUUUUUUUUCAUUCAUUAACUAAUUCGUGCUUUGAUUAUAAUUGGUUACCACAAGAUCCAGUCUACUAUCACCGUUUAAGUCGUACACAGCGAUCGAGCUUGGACUGCCACCAGCUGGAAACGUCUGAUAUGAAAUAA